Messenger RNA from Ordospora colligata OC4, 207 nucleotides. RefSeq lists its product as uncharacterized. Bases 1 to 207 code for a protein of 68 amino acids. NCBI's taxonomy places the organism in Eukaryota, Fungi, Microsporidia, Ordosporidae. The transcript has a single exon. The record is from RefSeq and is a predicted model, not a curated record.
AUGCCCAUGUCACAGUUAUACAAACUCAAGGAAAUCGCUGCAAACUCAAAACUUCUCGACUCAAAGCUCUCUGCAAUGUGCCUUUCAAUACAGGAAUGCUCAGACUCAGUAUCUGCAAUGCACUCAGUCUCCGCUACUAUCCAUGAAGUCUUCCUCCUUUAUGCCAACUUCAUCGAUAUCCUCAAUAAACACCAAGAAAAUCCUUGA